AUGAGUAAAAGUAAAACAUCAAUAGUUCCACAAGAUAGAGUCAUUAGAUUGUUAAUUAUAGGUGAAAAUGGUGUUGGUAAAAGCUCUUUGAUCCAAAGAUAUUAUGAUAGUAUUUUUAAUCUUAAUGAUCCACCUAACUUUUACGAAUAUUUAGGAGCUCAAGGUAUUAUUAUUGCAUAUGAUUUAUCAAAUAAAGAUUCUUUCGAAAUGGUUCAUUCAAAGUGGUCAUUUGAAUCAAGAAAAUAUAUCCCAUCUAACGCACCAAUUAUAAUUGUCGGAUGUAAAUCAGAUUUAGCAAGACAGGUACCCCAAGAUAGAGUAAUUAACUUUUGUAAAAAUAAUAAUUUUUUUGGAAUUGAAUGUUCAGCAUUAACAAAUGAAAAUAUAGAUCUAGUAUUUUUGAAGCUUAUCGAGUCAAUAGUAGAGUCUAAAGCAUAUACAUUAAGUGCAUCAUCCUAUUCAAUUUCAUCUUCAUCCUCAUCCUCUUCUUCUUCAUUAAUGGCAACCUCUUCAUCAUCAAAUAGUAUGAUUAAUAACUCCUUAAACAAUACUUCAAACAACACAUCACAACCAAAUAGUUUAAAUGGUAAUGGUAAUAAUUCAAGUAUUACUACCAACUCCAAUAGUUUAACAAAUACUGUAAAUAAUAGUAAUAACAAUAAUAGCGGUAAUUCAAAUAAUUUGAUAAAUAACAAUAAUAAUAGUAAUAUUAACAACACAAAUAAUAAUAACAAUAAUAAUAAUAAUAACAAUACAAAAGAAAAAAGGCAAUUCUUUUUUAAUAAUAAAUUUUCAUUAAAGAAAUCAAAUAAAAAUGCAAAUACCAGUUUAAAUAGUUCAAAUAGUAAUGGAAAUUUAAAUUCACCAUCAUUACAAUCAACCAAUUCAAACAAUAACCCACACUUUUUCUAUAUUGGAUCUAGUAGAGAUAAUUUAAACAAUAAUGGUGGUAAUGGUACUGGUGGUUUAGGUCUAGGUUUUUUAAAUCAUUUAAGAGAUUCUCGAGAUGAUAAUUUGUUAACAAGUAGUGUCAAUAGCGUAUCCUCCACAAGUAGUGGUAACAAUUUAUUAACCUCUAGUAGCUCAAGUGUAAAUAAUUCAUAUAAUGAUAAUUUUAGUUUAAAUAAUACAGUCGGUAUAUCAAAUCAGAAUAACCAAAAUAAUAAUGGAAACAAUGGUAUUAAUAGUAGUAAUGGUUUAGAUAAAAAUAAUAGUAAUAAUAAUAUUAAUAAUAAUAAUAAUAGUAAUAAUGGUAAUAAUAAUAAUAAUGUAGAUAAAAAUAAAAAAAAGAAUAAGAAAGAUAAAGAAAAAGAUAAGGAGACAAAAGAAAAGGAUAAAGGUUUAAGAAAUAGUAUAUUACCCUCAAUAUCCUCAUCGACCAAUAAUGGCAUAUCGAAUAGUAGCAUUAUAGGUUUAAAUAGUAGUACCAUGAAUAUUAAUGGUAAUAUUAGAAAUAGUAGUAAUAGUAAUGACUUUUUAUUAUAUCAACCAACCCAACCGCCACCAAAAGAAGGCAGUGAUGUUACUCCUGCUUCCACAAGUGAUAAUUUUAAACAAAGACGAUUAAAAAUUUUAAGUGAACCAUUUCCAACCCAACCAACCCAAAAAGACCCAAAUGGUAGAAUUAACUAUUAUACUGCAAUCUCAAAUAGUUUGCAAACUAGUAACUCAAGUGUACCAUCUCCAGUAUUAUCAAGUAGUAAUGAAAAUAAUAAUAAUGUAAAUAAUCAACAAAAUUUAGCAACAAAUCAUAUAAAUUUAAACCAACAAGUUUUGACUCAUCAAGUGCAUAUCCCAACACAACUACAACAGCAAGAUAGUAAUCAACCAAAUUCAAAUAAUUUUAAUAAUCUAAAUAGUUUAUUGACCAAUUUAUUAUCAGUUAGUGGUGGAUCACCCUCAAACUCACCAUCUUUACCCUCCACACAACCCAACACUAAUAAAACCAAUAAUAUAAUACCAACACCAUUAUCAAAUGAAACCGAUUUUAGUAAUACUUAUAAUGAAGCUUAUGGUCUUCAAAAAGAAGGAGAUGAAACUAGUGGUAAUUGGCAUAGAACAACUUUAGAGAAUUUACCAAUUAUUGUGAGGACUAACGUUGUUAAAAGUUCAAGGGAUAGGGAAACCCCACCGCCUCAAAAUUCAAGUACAUUCUUUUCAAGUCUAACCAUUUUACCAACUUUAGAUAAUAAUCAACAACAGCAACAACAACAAAAUAACAAUACAUUUUCAAAAGCAUUUCCAAGUACUAGAGACCCUAUUAAUCGUGGAAAUAGUGUACAUUUAGGUUCAACAAUAAGUGCUCCACCUCCAAUUACACAUAGCAAUAGUUUAAAUAAUAUUGGUAUAAGUAAUCAUGGUUUAGUUCCAACACAGUUACAACAAUUACAAGAACAACAAGAACAAAAUGAAUAUGAUAUUCAUACAUUUAUUGAUCAAGCCCCACCAUUAUCAAGAACAAAUACAUCAACCUCAAAUUUGGGUAAUAAUGUAACAAAAACAAAUGAUACCUUUAAAACCAAUGAUCCCACAGUCCAAACAACUACAAAUAAUAAUGCUGAACCAAUUAUAUUUUCAAAUGUUCCAAAAGCUGGGGUUUCAUUAUCAUCAAAUUCAAAUGCAAUAUUUUCAGCAGCAGACAAUGGUUCAUAUUUACAAACUCCAUAUGAUACUGAAUCAAUUAUAUCAGGUUAUGAUAGAGAUGAACUUAAUGACUUUGACUCUGAAGAAGAACAAAAACAAAUUCAAAGAUCUCAAUCAGCUUUUUCAAUUCAUCCACGUACUAUUAAUAGGGGUGAAAGUACAUUUUUAGGUAAUAAUAAUAACAACAAUAAUGGUCAUUUCAAUGAAAGAAAUAUCAAUACAAAUAAUAAAAAUGAUAAUAGUAAUAAUACAAACAAUAAUAAUAGCAAUAAUAAUAGUUUUGAUCCAUAUGAAAUUCAAAAUAAACAAAAAUCACCUCAACAAAAAAACAAUUCACCAACAAACCAAAGAAAAAAAUCUGAAGAAUUAGAUGAUCAAUCAGAUUUAAAUGAAAGAUUUCAAAGAGUAGUUUUAAGAUUUAGAGAAUUUCCAUCUCUUGAUACAAAUUUAUAUAGAUUACAAGAGAUUUGUACAGAUUUACUUCAUAUCUCUCAAGAUUUUAUUCAUACAGUUAAAACCUAUGGUAGAAUUAUUAUUGAAGAACGUUAUUUAAAAGAAAAGACAAUUCAAAGCCGUUCAAUGGGUGGUCAUUUAGGUGGUGAUAAAUAUAUUGUAAGAAAUGUAUUGUUCAAAUUCUCUGGUUCCUCAAAUGUAUAUGACGAGUGGGGUGGUGCCAAAGUCGGAGGUCAAGAACUAAAAGGCUGUAUGGCAACUUUAAAUUGUCCAAUUUCAGGUCUAUGUGUACCAUUAAUGGCUCUUGUAGAUUUCAUGGGCUUUCGUUUAAUUGCCAUGAGUUAUCUACCAAUUGCAUCAAUUGGUGAUAAACCAACAAUUGUUUAUGGUUCAAGCGACAUGGGCAAAACAGUUCAUGCAAAUGAAAAGGUAAUACCAAUAAUGAAAUCCCUAUCAAAUAUGUUAAAUUUGAAACCCCAUUUAGGAGGUACAUCAGUUCCACCAACACUUUUAUAUUCAGCAACCGAUAUUGAAGGUCACAUUGGUACAGAUCGUCGUUUCUAUCUCAUCGAUUUUAGUAGAACUUUCCCACCAACAUAUCCAGAUGAAAAUGUUUCGGGUGGUCAUCUUUUCCAAUUAUUUAGACCAGAAUUUUUAAAGAGUCAUCCAAAAAAACUUUGUUCCGAUGCUUUCAGUGGCUUUAUCAAAAAUGACCCAGAUCGUCUGCAUCAUAAUCAAGAGGUUAAAGAGGCAUCCAAUCGUUUAUUAACCGAGUUAAUCCCACGUCUUUCAACUCGUCUAAAAUGGAUGAUUAAAGAGUCAUUAAAUACUGGAACAUUAUUAAGUGGCGAUGUUCAUAUUCCAGAACAGUUCCACAGACAAGGUAUCAAUAUGCGUUGGAUUGGUCAUAUGUUGGUCUUAAUGGACGAUAGAGAUUCAUGUUUUGUACUUUUAAUAGAAGCCAUUGCUCGUGUUCUAAAGAAUGACCUUCGUCGUAGAUUAAGAAGCGAAAUGAAGAAAUAUAACCAACCAUUAAGUGCUCCAUACAUUGAUUUAACAACCAAAUUUUUAAAUAUGGUCUUUGGUGUUUCUGUACUACCGGAAUAUGAUACCAAUGAAUUUUGGAAUGUAACCGUCAAGAAUGAAUUGGCUUCUAAAUUUUAUAUUGAUAAAAUACCUUCAGUUUUAACUCAUCAUCAAUAUUUCAAAAAUAAAGGCAAAUCUUCGACUACUACCACUACAACAACUGAAAAUGAUCAAUCUGUCGAAAAUAAUAAUAAUAAUACAGAUGAAAACACAAGUACAUUAAAUACAAGCGAUAAUAAUAUUCAAACAAAUAAUACUUUAAAUAAUAAUAACAAUAAUAAUAAUAUAAACAUGAACAAUAAUAAUAACAACAAUAAUAAUGAUAAAAAUGGUAAUAUUAGAAAAUCAACACCAUACCCAUUAGCACCAUCAUCUCCAACCAUUGGCAAACAUAACGAACCAUUACCACCAAGCAAUUGGAAACUUCAAGAUAUUUUACAUGAAAAAUUAGAUGACCAUCAUGGAGUUGUUCCAGUUAUAGGACGUCAUUUACUUUUCAUUAGAUUUAGAGAUAUGACACAUUUAAAAUUUAGAAAGAAGACAAUCGAAAAAGUAGCAGAUACCACAGGCAAUCUUUGGAAUCCAUAUCAACCAUUCGAUACAAGUGAUUUAAAGAAAAUUGGUGUACGUGUUAAACAUACCGACUUGGUAACAAAUGCUGAAGGCACAUUCUUCUACGCUAAGGCUAUGACUGAACGUUCAAUUGGUACAGCCAUUCAUUUAUUACACAAAGCUCGUAAAUUUUUCGAGCUAGCCCUCAUAUCAAAUCCAAAUAAUAAAGAAACCCUUCAAUUAUGUGCUCAAGCAUGGUGUAAAAUUUUAGAAUUUAGUGCUAGUCAAGGUAAAAAUAUGUCGAAUGUUAGAUUUUCAAUGUCUGAUAGAGUUGUAAUCAAUACUGAUCGUUAUUUCCUUCGUGCCAUUGAUGCUGAUACCAAAGGACCUUUGAUUCUAUUCUUCUAUGCAAACUUUUUAGUACGUUGCGAGCGUUAUGAAAAAGCUGAAGAUUAUUUCUUACGAUCCCUAGAAGCGGAUUCAAAUAAUUACCGUUGCCUAACUGCUUAUGCAAACUUUUUAAUAGAAAGAGGUUUCCCAAAUGAAUCUUCUUUGUUCUUGGAACGUGCAAAACAAUGUAAAGCUAUUUUGGUUGGUGGUUUAAAAUAG
Messenger RNA from Dictyostelium purpureum, 5343 nucleotides. RefSeq lists its product as uncharacterized. The record is from RefSeq and is a predicted model, not a curated record. Lineage: Eukaryota; Evosea; Eumycetozoa; Dictyosteliales; Dictyosteliaceae. The transcript has 2 exons. Gene Ontology annotation, cellular component: cytoplasm. Gene Ontology annotation, molecular function: protein binding; GTPase activity; GTP binding. Gene Ontology annotation, biological process: intracellular distribution of mitochondria. The coding region runs from base 1 to 5343 and encodes 1780 amino acids.